AUGGGAAGGAAGGCCCGGAAUGAAGGGCCUAAGCGUUGCGACCAUCCAUUUGUGAAAGGUGGCGCUCCAGAUGAGGCAAAGCAGAGCGUCCUCGACCGCUUGAUUCAGACCUAUGGGGAGUGCACAACAGUGCUUGUGCCUGAGACUGGGCCUGUUCAAGAUGUCACGAAGAACUUCGUAGUUGUGCGACGCGCAUACAAGAAGAAGAAAGCUUCCUUCGAGGGGGAGGAGGGAGUGACUUCGCUGUGGGUCUGCAAGACAUGCCUGUGGCACGAGAAAUGCCCCUCGCACAACCGCGCUUUGGCGCACAAGCUCGGAUUCAUGACCCACCAAGCGUGGUUGGAUUCUGGUCCUCUCAGACCUCGACGAGAACCAUGUGCUUUGGCUGAAAAUGUGAAGAAGCAAUUGCGCGAAAUCACUCGCGCCACUCAUGGAAUUGCAAGGGUGAAGGCUUGUGAGCAGUUGCUUCCACAAGAGACCGUAGCUUCUUUAGCUAUGACUGGGGUGACCUUGGCCAAAACUUACUGCUCCUUCCAGAUGUGGGAUAGUUUGGAGGAAGCAGAGCCAGGAGGGCAGCCUCUGAAUUUGGAACGGGCCAAAUUGCUCGAAGCCCUGGAGAUUGUUGAAACUCAGUCUUCUUUCUCACGAGCAAAUCAUCCUCGCCGGAAGGAGCUUUUAGCGUAUGUUUCCAGUGGCGCUUACAAAGGCGCGAACCGGCAAGAAGUGGCCAAGAUUUUGAAGACGCUAUACCACCAGUGCUGUGACCAUGCCCUUGCUAUGGCACGGAAUUCCUUGUGCACAUUGACCUUUGAUGGCAUGUUCAACCAGGGCUACAACAUGACCAACUUUUGGGCUGUGAAUGCUGGGGGCAGGCACCACUUGCGCACAAAGGACUUUUCGUGGAAAGUGCAAGAUGCUGCGACCCUAGCAAAUGAAGUAGCUGGCCUUGCCAAUAGCUUGGGCGUGGAGAUGAUUGCCUGCGUAUGCACCGACAGGCCGAGAGUGAUGAGAGCUGCGCGCAGGGGCUUCCUCAAGAGAACUUCGCGGAUCACCUGGUGCUUUUGCUUGGAGCAUGGUGGCCACACUUUGGCCAAAAAGCUGCUGAAAGUUUUCCCAUGGAUGCAUAAAGCUUCGAAGGAUUUGAAGAAAAUGCUGGCGUUUCAGUCUCGCAAGAAGAGGCUUCGCUGCUUUCUCCGCGACCGAAUCGCUCGGUCCAGCAAGCCCAGGAAGAUUCACUUGAAAGUGCCUCGUUCUACACGUUUCUGCUCUAUGCAAGCCAGCGGCGUGGCCUUCAUGUGGAACCUUGAGGACAUCAAGUCCGCAGUUGCUCCAGGCGGGCGGCCGACGGAGGCCUUCAAGAGCAUGAAAGCUGGUGAGGGCGGUGACGAGUUUGUCCGCAUGAUCCACGACCGGAACCUGACUAAUACCAUUGGUCGAUUGACGCUAUUCCUGCAGCCCCUCACCACAUUUGUUCGAAUGGCAGGGCGAGGUGUCAUGUCUGAGGCGGUGAUGCUUUGGUACAACAUGGAGACCCAGAUGGACUUUCUCAUUGGAAAGUUUGACUUUGUGCGCCGGGGUGAGGCGAACGAAGCUUUGACAGAAAGGCGCCACCUGUGGCGUCAGUGGACAGAGCACUACUGUGAUGGAGGCCUAGCCCCUGGACAAAAAGAAGACAAAGCGAAAGACCCGGGCUUCCUUCAGGAUGCUCACUAUUGUGCCUUUUUGCUUGACCCACGCAUGUAUCAGCUAGCGAGGCAGCAUGCUCGUACUGCACCUUCUCUUCGCAAGGGCCUUCCUCGAGCCAAUCUCCAUGAGGUGCGUGUCGCCUGUGCAGAUCGCACGGUUCCCUACUUGCAUACCUUCUUUGCAAACAAUGCCUACGCCUUGGGGCGUGCAAUUGCAGAGUGGCAGGACUUUGAGGGACGCAAAGGGGUCUUUGCAAAUGUCGACUUCCGAGUGCAGCCUGAUGACGACAUGCAAUCCUGGUGGCGGCGAACCAAAUCGACUUGGCUGUCAGAGGUUGCGCUCCACGUCGCGGCCAUGUGCCCGACCAACCAAGCUGCUGAACAUGGGUGGGCUCACUUGUGCCGAGUCACAACGCCAGUGCGAAAUAGAUUGGCAAUGGAUACGCGCUCGAUGCUCGCAACAGUGCAGCAUCAUGCCCACCACGUGCAUCCUUAUGCGCAAAACCAGGCUCCUGCUCAGAGCCAGAAGAAGCGCAAAAGCUGGGUACCACCUUUGCUCCGCUUUGAUGUGAAGCUGACAAUCGCCGAGCUGGGGCCUGGAAAGCUGCAAUCGCCUCUUGAACCCGAUGAUGUGGACUCCAUGGACAGUCACUCCAGCUCGUCAACCUCUGAGGAGGACUCCUCGGACGAGUCUCAGGGUUCGGAAGGCGACAUGCCGCCUUGUGUGCCUUGCGAUCCUUUUGUCCAAGUUUCCGAAGAGGACUUGGAGCACAACCUUCGCAGUGAGAUGUGA
Durusdinium trenchii is the source of this 2478-nucleotide messenger RNA. The record is from the annotation of a GenBank genome assembly. Lineage: Eukaryota; Dinophyceae; Suessiales; Symbiodiniaceae.